GGCUCGUGAAACCCGCUAUUUUCCUCCUCCAGCCUGACAGAGACGAGCACGGCAGCAGAGCCAAAUACCUCAUCUGCUCACGGGAGACUAUAGUGAUGGCCUUACCUUUCAUUGGUGCUCACUGCUCACUGCUCUCCUGUAAUCUCAAUGAUUACCUCCCAAUCCGAUGUCGUGCCUGUGACCAGCUCUUCUGCAAGGAUCACAUUGCCCCCGAGUUGCAUGAAUGCCUUACCGCUACCCUGCCGCAGGUUCCACUGCAAACAGCCAAGCGCCAACGAUGUGCUGCAGACGGCUGUGAGAGGCUGACCCUUGAGUCUGCCAUCCUCGAUACAACGGACACUGUCGGUAGAACUCCUGCGGUCUGCCCACAAUGUUCACUGUCUUUCUGCUCUAUCCAUCGAGCACCGGGUUCGCAUUCCUGUUCCAAUGUAAAUGCGUCCGACACCACGAAGCAAAAGAAUGCUGCUGCAAGAAGGCUGCUAGAGAAGCAUUUCCCACCACAGCCAUCCUCUGCCAGCUCAACGGGAGUGCAAGCACCGAAGGCGCAAAGCCUUCCAAAGAGCGCGCGUGAUCGAAAUGAAUCACCUCAGGGACAGAAGAUCGCAGUUAUGAAAAUGCGACAUCGUGCAUCUCCUGCGGAUCCUAAGGACAAGGCGUCGGCCGUACCAAUAGAACAAAGACUUUAUGCCUUUGUUUCGGUAGAUAAUUCUGGCACUAUCGGUGAACCUUACUGGUUCCGCAAGUCCAUAAUAACCGGCAAAGCCCUAGAUCUCUUAGCAUCCAGGCUAGGCAUUAUAUCAUCUCAGACAAACCCGCUGCAACUUCAAACAGCCGAUGGUGACAGGGCCAGUUCCUCCAUCCUGCGUACAGAUAUGCCCUUGUCAUCUCAGAUUGAGGAUGGAGCUAGACUUUGCAUCGUUCUUCAGAAGCAGUCCGAUCCGAGUUGAUUAUAUCGUGUUCAUGCGUGGUACCACUAAGAAUAGUCGAUGGGUAUCGUAUCAAAUAUUACAUCAGAACCACAAAGCAAAGUAAAGCCAGAAUUACGCUACUAGAGCAGCUAAUCUACGAAGAUGUGGUACAUUAAGGUACGCGGGGACGUAAGUCUCAAGCCCG
Molecule: messenger RNA, 1113 nt
Organism: Laetiporus sulphureus 93-53
Lineage: Eukaryota; Fungi; Basidiomycota; Agaricomycetes; Polyporales; Laetiporaceae
Exons: 4
Coding region: 96-947 (283 amino acids)
Cellular component (GO): cytoplasm
Molecular function (GO): zinc ion binding
Source: RefSeq, a predicted model, not a curated record